UUACAAAAUGAAAAAGCGAGCAGAAUUUUGUGGGUGCAAAUCGAGAAUAUGCAAAGCUCAAGACUGAUUGAGGAGAAACGGGAUAGAAUCAAACGCAAGAGUACAGCCGAAGACUUUCAGUCUGAUAGUGAUUCUUUUGCGGAUUUAUUUACCGUUGGAAGUGAGGAGUCAUCAACUGACAUUCAAUAUCCUCCCAUUGAAAGUGAGGAGUCAUCAAGUGUACUGGAAAAUUUGGAGAAUAAGAAUCGUUUGGCUACUACAUACAAG
Messenger RNA from Paraglomus occultum, 267 nucleotides. The record is from the annotation of a GenBank genome assembly. Lineage: Eukaryota; Fungi; Glomeromycota; Glomeromycetes; Paraglomerales; Paraglomeraceae.